Molecule: messenger RNA, 1791 nt
Organism: Candidula unifasciata
Lineage: Eukaryota; Metazoa; Mollusca; Gastropoda; Stylommatophora; Geomitridae
Source: the annotation of a GenBank genome assembly
AUAAUCAGCUACAUCAUGCGAUUUUUAAAUGUCCCAGAUCGCAAGGAAGCUGCUCUUGUUUGCAAAAGAUGGUACAAUGCAUCUCUGGACCCAGUGUUGCAAAGAGAUAUAAUUGUUAAAUGUAGACCACCUGAAAAUGGAAUGUUUCCAUCCUUUGGAUUAUUGGGACGUAAAUUAACCCACUUAGAAUUUGGAAAUUGGGAUAGUAAACAGAUUACAGAAUCAACAUUGAUGACUUUUUUAAGUCGCUGCCCUAGUCUUGAAUACUUGGACCUCUCAGACUGUAAUAGUCUAUUCCUAUCCGGACGUUUCUUGUCUAAAGACAGUGACCUACAAAUGCUUAAAGAAACUCUAUCUGGUGUUCGUGUUUUGAAGCUAAAUCGCUUGCGGUAUAUGACAGAUAUGGUGUUUGAGCGGUUGGUAUCUGUGUUUCAAAACUUGGAAGACGUAUCUAUAGCAUCUACACAUAUGAUCUUUGGCAGUGAUUUGUACAGCGUCAACCAGAGCAGCCCAGCAAUGCUACAUUUUUCUGCUUUUCUCAAAUUUGUGCAGGAGAAUGCACAGAACUUGAAACAUAUUGAUAUCAGUUACACGUCUGUACCAAAUGAAGCGUUGGGAUCUCUGGCCAUGAUUAAUAAUCUUGCUUUGGAGAAACUGUCUUUACGUGGUUGUGCCGAAAUUUCUGAUAAGGGAUUGAAGAAUUUUGUAACACAUCAGCAUUUUCUUAAAAUUCUGGAUAUCAGUGGCUGCAGGGAACUUGGAAGUAGCAAAGAUUUCUUUAAAACCCUGGCCAAUAAUUUGCCUCAUCUUCACACCCUAAUAAUGAGAAAAUGCGCCAGGAUGGGUCAGUGCGAUAUAACAUCACUGGCAGACUUUGGAUCCUUACAUACCUUAGACAUGGGAGAGGUCCUGAAUUUGUUUGACAUUGAUCUCAUCAAAGGUCUAUGCUGUCAAGUCCCUCAUCUUACAAGACUUGCGCUGCCAUUUUGUCCUGAUAUUACAGAUGCCUUUGUGGUUGAACUUUGCAAGACGAAUUACAGACUGGCGGAACUUGACCUAAGCUCAUGUUUCAAACUAACAGACAUCAGUCUUCAUGCUAUCACCAAGAGCCUGACCUCACUGCAGGUGCUUCGUCUCAGUUAUUGCAGGGAGAUUUCAGACAUUGGCAUCCUUGGAUACCUGCCCGAAAAAGGAGUUGUGCCUCGAUCCUCAUUUGACUUUGACCAUGAUGGUUGCCCUUGCAGUCGUGAACGAGACAGUAAAAUAUUUCGUAAGCCCACCGGUGCUAUCAGAGAGCACAAACACUGCAUAUCUAAAGCCCAUAACAGUUUGGAGAAUGGCGAAGACAUGUUCAUGCUUUCCAACUUGAAGUCUCUGCAGGUGCUUGAUCUUUCCUACUGCCCCAGGAUCACAGAUACUGGUGUCACAGAAGCUGUGAGAUUCCCUGAGCUUUCCUCUCUGUCCCUGAAUGGACUACCAAAAAUGAAGGACAGAGCUGUGGUGGCAGUGGCACGCCACAAUCCCAUCCUAAAAGAAGUAAAACUUUCUUACAACAUGGCUAUCACUGACGUAGCAGUGGCUGAGCUCAUGAUGCGGUGUACACGUCUGAGCACCCUGGAUGUAAGUCAGUGCGGUUCUCUCACUGAUAAAUGCCUGCAAAUUAUUGCUGCCAAGGGAAACAGAUUACGCCACCUAGAUCUAUCUUUUAAUAACCUGACACUGCGAGAAGUCCUAGCAAUGGAAUUAUACCUUCCAAAGACAAAGAUAUUGUACCGACCUGAGAUAGUAUAA